AUGAACUCGACAAAUUCCACAGAAGAAGUUCCUUCUACCACUAACGACGUGGAUCUGACCACGACAGAUCUCACCACGGGAAUUACGGAUAAUAAAAAUAUCAACAUCACAGAUAUUGUCGUCCGAAUUUCUUUGUUAAAACUUGGAAGUCAUUAUUCAACGGCAGGACUGAACUCGACAAAUUCCACAGAGGACGUCCCAUCUACCACUAACGACGUGGAUCUGACCACGACAGAUCUUACCACAGAACUUGAAAGUCAUUAUUCAACGGCAGACAUCAGCUCUACACAAUCCACAGAAGAUGUUCCAUCUACCACUAGCGAUGUAAAUCUGACCACAACAGAUCUGACCACAGAACUUGGAAGUCAUUAUUCAACGGCAGAAAUCAGCUCUACACAAUCCACAGAAGAUGUUCCAUCUACCACUGGCAACAUGAAUCUGACAACAGAUCUUACCACAGGAGAAAUGAACUCAAAUUCCACAGAAGACCUUCCUUCUACCACUAAGGACGUGGAUCCAACCACGAUAGAUCUUACCACAGAACUUGGAAGUCUUUAUUCAACGGCAAAAAUGAGCUCGACGAAUUCGAUAGAAGACGUUCCUUCUACCACUAAUGACGUGGAUCUGACCACAACAGAUCUGACCACAGUAACAGGACUGAAUUCCAGUGAGAACACCUCCACAGCCUACACAGACGUGACCACAGCGGCCCCUCCCACAGUGAAUUGUACAAGUAUAGCUGUCAACGUUCAACACGUGACCCCACUAGAUGAUUCCUAUCUCUACAUCGGCUCCACGGCCACAGUCAGGGUAUCUGUAAUCAUUCCUGUGGGAUUUAUUGAAAUGCUGAGAAUCACCCUCAUCCACGAUGGGGAGAAUAUUGACUUCAAUACAAGGCAGACAUAUCAUUUUGGCGAAAUGAAUUACACGUAUUCCCCACUCAUAUGGAAAAGACAUGACAAAGUGAGUAUUACGUAA
Messenger RNA from Ostrea edulis (European flat oyster), 978 nucleotides. RefSeq lists its product as uncharacterized. The coding region runs from base 1 to 978 and encodes 325 amino acids. The transcript is spliced from 8 exons. Lineage: Eukaryota; Metazoa; Mollusca; Bivalvia; Ostreida; Ostreidae. The record is from RefSeq and is a predicted model, not a curated record.